Messenger RNA from Colletes gigas, 5830 nucleotides. RefSeq lists its product as uncharacterized. NCBI's taxonomy places the organism in Eukaryota, Metazoa, Arthropoda, Insecta, Hymenoptera, Colletidae. The transcript has 5 exons. Bases 2187 to 3230 code for a protein of 347 amino acids. The record is from RefSeq and is a predicted model, not a curated record.
CGCCGGUUCGGUUGGUACGGGUGUGAGCACGGCGGGUAAUAGCGCGGAGGCGGCCAGUCGUCCAGUCGAGCCGCGACCACCGAGCGGUGAGCGUAUCCGUCGUACCUUGUAUUCCGGCCUCGACGGUAAAAGAAAGACACGGAGAGAAAGCAAAAGAGAGAAAAAAAUCUAGGAAAGGAAUUCGAAAUUGUCACCGUACCCCGAUUAUGUAUUUCUGCUCGAGCGCGGAGGGCUGUGGUGAUAUAGCUGGCUGCGCGAAGGUCUGCCUACGUUUCGCUGAAAUCUCGCGUGCACAGAAGUAAACAGAGGGUGAACGAGGACACGCGAUUCGUCGGUGCGUGUCCACGCACGCGUACACGUUACAUGCGAUACGUUUAUACCGCAAUGUGCAUUCUAGCGAUCGUACGAUUCGUUUCGCGCGACCCGACUUUCACGAGUUUGGUAAUUCGGGGAUAAAUACGGGUCCGCGUCGCGUCGUCGUCGGACUUUCCGUGUAGGCCUCGAGACGAAACCGGAGCUAUCGAGACAUCGACGGAUACCGGAUACCGGAUACCGGAUCCCAUCGGCUGCAAGUUCGUAACGAAAAGAAAAAUAAAUGCAUCCUUGAAGCACGGUGGUCGAAAAGGGAAAGACGGGAGCGAAUCGGUUAACCCAAGCUCCGUCGAUACGCGCGUUCCGUGUCUCGGUUGGUACGCGAGAGACAGUCUCGCGAAAACGGUCGUGUUUUUCCCAUCUGCCGGACCGAACGUCUCCGGAAUUAUAUGCACCGCGUCCCGGUCUGCAUCGCGUUUUGCAGCACGUUCUGGGCCCCGAAGGCUCUGUCUAAGUAACAGUACUUCCUCGCGCUCGCUGGAACAAGCCUCUCUCCGAAGAACGGGACCCACACUCCACGAGUCCGCUCUCCACACGCUCCUCGGCCCCUCCGUCGUCGCUCGGCCGAACACUCUCUUUCUGUGUGCGGUUUCCCCUCUCCUUCUAUCGUGUCCGAAGUAGUCUGGCCGGUCGAGCACGGGGAGUCUCGUGGAACCAGUCCUCGUACGGUGGACCUCUCGGUUGGGACCUGGCAAAGAGUGGUGGUCGUUGAUUCUCGGUGUAAACCGGCACCUUUUGCACCUGCCGCGCGCGAUUCCAAGUUUUUCGGCUUUCCAAACCCCGGAUCGUCGGUAUCUGCUCUGCGUAUCACGCGUACCGUUCCAGGAAGCUCGCGCGUGGAUUUACGUACGCGGUUGUUUUUCAUCGUGUCGCGAGCCACGAAUCGAUUUCUCGCGAACCCGGGGCCCGGCCGCGUGUUUAUCGCGUAAACCAGUCCUGCCGGUCGGAAGGAGGCAUCGGUCAUUCGUUAAGUGGCACGCUUUUGCGUUCGGGGCAAAGGUUUGUCGGGUUCGAGACGAUAACAAGAAACCGAUCCGUACACCGACGCGCGAACGUCGUGAUGCUCGCGUCACUCGAUUUCUUGCGAUCUAGUUUUCGGAGGACACCGAGGAGCAAAGACGAAAAGAAUUUCGCGAGUGACGAGGACAGUUGUCAGUGAAUCGAUCCGAGUCGGUGACACGUGCUAGUUACAAUCGUAACCGUCUCUACCGGGGUACAUGGCAGUCGUCGAAGCAUGCAUCGUGAAAAUAAAAUGAACGACAGAGUCGGGUGUUUCGACGGCGCGGAAGAGUUCGUCGCUGACGCCACGGUCGCAGGAUCGUCCGGUUGGUGAAAGAGAGGUUAUGUGGCUCUCUCCGUGCUCGACCUAACCUCCAAGUGUCUCGGUCGCGAGUCCCACUAAUCUAAUUCGUGCGUCUUAUCGUUGCGCACUCGAUGGAAGUGCAAUCUGUCUUCGCGCCGAAGUAACGUGUAAACUGUCCGGUCGAUUUGGAGAUCUGGGAACGAGAACGAUCCACGGAAGGUUUCGAUCCGCCCUGGUCGUGUCCGGAGAAGUUGUUCCAUAGUGAUCGAUGCAGUUUGUGAUCUCGUCGAGUCCUUUCGAUCCAGCAUCGUUGAUUCGAUUCUCGCGAGGGUAACCUAGAAAAGUGGUUUUUUCCCCGCGUUGUGCGUGCCUAGCUGUGCCCCCGUGUGUGCUGUCUUUUAUUUUAUUCGUCGAUACGCGUGGUGUGCGCUCGAACGCCCGAAACGAACCGAUGGAUCGACGCUGAGGGGGACGUAUUGGGUUCGAAGAAUUUGCGGGGAAACAGCCAGAAAUGAAGACCACACAACGCGCUCUAAGCUUCGACGAGACGUCGAUGGACAGCUGUCCAUUGUCGGCGAUCACCGAGGGAAGAACGAGCGAUCCGUCGAAGGACUGCAUCGAGACGGAAGUGACGUCGCUGGAGGAGGCGAAGUCGGUGAUAGCGGCUCUGCGAGCGAGGCAAAGGGCACAGGCGCAUCAGAUGCUCGCUUGGCGGAGGACCCUGAAAUUGCAGGAGGACUUGGUGGCCCGACUGACGAGGGAGAAGGCCGAGCAGCUACGUACGUUAUCCUCGCAGCUGCUGUUGUUCGAGUCGAGGCUCUGCCGGAAACAGAAGGAGAUCGAGGCCAGCCUCGCGCAACGAGAGUCCAUUAUUCUCAGGCAACAGAGGGUGAUUCGGCAAUUGCAGAGCAGAUUGGCGGAAAGAAACACCGGCACAAGGGACUCGCCACCUUGCGACGCCCUCGAUAGAUUGGACAGCCUGGGGGACAGCGACAGCGCCGUCGUCCUCGAGGAAACAGCCGACGACCUAGCUCCGCCAAGGUUUCGUUCGAACAUCACCGACGUGACGGUGAUCCGGUCGGUGUCGGACGCGGUGGAGCCGUCGAGCAAAUACUCGUCGAUGCGACGGUGCAACGGAUUCCUUAGGAGGCCGGAAAUCCUGGAGACGGUGUACUCGGUGGAGGAGGACGGCGAUAGCGAGAACAAUCAGGACCCGUCCGAGUCGACGGAGAACUCCGAGUGCGAGGAAAGACGGACGAAACACUUGGGGAACGGAAAGGGCAGGCUUCAAGAUCUUUACGGUAGCUUCGAGAGACUCGCACAGGAGGCGGACUCGCCACCCAGCGAGAGGCCGAGGGAUGAAAGCCAGCAGGCGCAAGUCACGUACAACAGGGUAAUGAGCAAUCACAGAUCAGUCACGAAGCCGAAAGACGUGAAGUACAAGAGGAUAAACAAAGCGAAGUCGAAGAGCCUGGAGGAGCUGAGGGGACGUCUGAGGAAUUGGGUGGAGAAGGGGAACAAGAUCGCUAUAUCGUUGGAUCAGUCUUACGCCUGAGCGAGAGCCCGUACCUCCUGAAAGUAUAUUGUAGGAAUUUUUUGUUAUUUUUUUUUUUUUUCUUUUUUUUUUUUUUUUGUUCGAAUCCGGCGAUCACGAUCGACCAACGCUGAUUACAAACUGCUUCGCUCUUGCGCGGUACGGGGAUCGUCGUCGCGGCGGUGUAUUUAAUUGAAAUUCUCAUCGCUCCAUGUGAUAUUUACUGUAGUGUCUCGAGAAUAAAAUUAGAAUGGAACCUCACGCGAUCGCGCGUUACGCGUGGACGAUUUUCACCCACUUGUGAUAUAUAUAAUGAUUCUAUUGUAAUACGAGCACGGUUGUUAUUAGUGAUAGUAAUUGUCGCGAUCGAAGAUGGCGCGAAACGUGGAGGGCACCAGGGCACGGGAGAGGAGAAUAUCCAUCGGUGGAUCGUUUCCUGUCCUCGUGUCCCCGUCUCUUCCUUCCGCGCGAGCGUAACUCAGCGUCGAUCACGAAACCGCGUUGCCAAAUUGUACAAUCAACAUUUCUGUCGCGUUUCUCGCCACGAGCAUCCGUGUUAUUUUCUCUAAUACGGCGAGCUACGCGGUGAUAUAUAUAUAUAUGUAUAUAUAUAUUAACCGUUUCUCUCUUGUUUCCAUCUCGACGCCAUGUUUGCGCGCACGCGAUGACACCCAGAGCUUUACCGUUUCCAUGGUUCCCAUUUUUGUCAAUUACGACCGUUAUACGAUCGAUGGUCGAUCGACGCAACGCUCAGUGUCCGAGUGAAGUGUGUACAAAUGUGUGUAAAAUGGGGAAAGAUCUUUGUGCAAGCUGUCGCAUCGUCGAACAGGACUCAGCUCAAUUUUUCUAAACGCUAUAUACAAACCGAUCCGGGGAUCGUUCUGAACGGGAACAUACGAAUGUCUCGGUUGCGUAUGAACAUACCACGGAAUUGUUUCAGGGAACUGUGCGUAACUUGUUUAGAUGACUGUUAGGGAUAGCGGCGGAAUCCAUUUUCGGUGCUUCCUAAUAUAUUUUUUAAAAUUACAAACAAUUCUCUGUGAUCAACAUAAACUAUAUCUCUGUAAGAUCUACGAUGCUCGUGCGUAAGAGUGAUUAUUGUACAAGUUGAACUUUCAAUUAACCCUUUCUCCCAGUCUUCCUACGAAACUAAUAAAACGAUUUGUCGCCAUCCGUAAUGGUUUCUGAAAGGAGUGGGUCACCCUGGAUAGUUGUAAGCAACCGAAAUGUUUAAGCGGUCUCGUUUAAACGGUCCAUCGUGCGUGUAUCGCUCCGCGUAAAUCUUUUCGUCGCCUACGCGCUAUGUCCACGCGCGAAAGAAAAAUCUUCUCGGUGCAUCAAAUGCGAAAACGAUAUCCUUUCGGGUGCGUGUUCUUUCCUACGACGUUCAACGGACAAAUCGCGCGCGUUUUUCGGUACGGAACGUGUCACUCUUCACUUUUCUAUCGAGAUUUCGUUGCGAACUUGCUCACCGAUUCGUCUGGACUAAUCGGGGCAACUAACAUUUUACAGCGAAAUUAUUUAUUUCAGAGUCGUAAACUUCUAUUUUCUAAUAUAAAACAAUCGAAUUAGAAUCACGUUCUAUGUAUUGCAUUAAUUUAUUUAAACAAUUGUGAAAACCUUCGAUCGUGCAUUUUACGCAACAAAUGUUUAAUCAGAGUGUUAUUGUUCCGGCUAGCCCAGUGGAAUGAAUAUCUGAACUGGAGAUAAUCAAUAUUUAUAUAUACGAUGCAUUUAUAGGGUAUUCAAUAACGCGGAUUAUUUUUCGAAAUUUACGAAAGUCCUCUUCCGAUGCAAUUACAUUUAUUCGCGGGACACGAGUCACUCAGUAGCGUAACGAUAUUUUUCGAUCGUUCUACACGUCGUGUACGAUAAUGUACGUGCACGAGCGUACUCUUUUAUUUAUCGGUACGAGAGAGAGAGAGAGAGAGAGAGAGAGAGUGUGUGUGUGUGUGUGUGUGAGAGAGAGAGGAAGAAAUGCAUAAUUCCGCACGCGUCGUUUAAUUUUUCGCGUGGUUCUAUCGAGGCGAGGAAAAUUCUUCUUGCGGGUACCUGUUCUUAAUUUUAAAACUACGAUAGAACGUUUUCUAUUUCCGCGUUCCGUUCGAGGUGAAUGUUUUUUCGAUUCCUGAUGCGCCGCGUUCUCGAAUGGAAAAUGGUACAAGGAAGCUAUCGACAAUCCCCACUUUUUGAAAUAAAAACAGAGUAACGAGAAAACAUAUAUUAUAUUUAAACAACAACAACAACAACAAAAAAAUGGAAAAAAGGAAAAAAACAAAACUAACCGGCAAGUUCUUUUGUAAAUAAGACGAAAGAAUCCCGUAUGUAAUAUUUUAACUACGUUAAGAAAUCCUCGAAAUUCUGCAAGAUUAUCAUGUAGAUAGGUCGCGUUAGCGAGAAUAAUAAAUUUUAACGAUAGAGAAUCGAGUUUUAUGUUCCUGUAGGCUGCAUAACAGCCACCGAGAGAUCUCGUGCAUAAUAUAUUUGCGCGCUUAUAAAUGCAUAUACUUAUAAAUAAAAGUGCAUAUAAAUAUAUAAAUAUAUAUAUAUAUAUAUAUAUAUGUAUAUGAAAUAUUAUAUGAAAAAAAAUGUGUACUUGAGUCUACUAUCGACGAUGAAAC